Syngnathus typhle (broad-nosed pipefish) is the source of this 2097-nucleotide messenger RNA. It is a transcript of the gene gjd1b, whose product is annotated as gap junction delta-2 protein. Gene Ontology annotation, biological process: cell communication. Gene Ontology annotation, cellular component: connexin complex. The transcript is spliced from 3 exons. The record is from RefSeq and is a predicted model, not a curated record. Bases 689 to 1609 code for a protein of 306 amino acids. Lineage: Eukaryota; Metazoa; Chordata; Actinopteri; Syngnathiformes; Syngnathidae.
AGAGAGCGAAAGCGAGUCAGGUGGUGGAGGGUGCAAACAGAGGAACCAAGUGAGAAUGAGAAGAUGAGGUGAGGAAAAGAAAGGAGAGCUGCCUCUUGUUAAGAGAAAGAGAGAGAGUGGAGGCAGUGAGUUGGUAAAGGAGAGGAGAAACCACCAAAGGACUCUUGCAGAAGCAGUGGAGACAGUGGUGGAGGAAGGCAGGAGGGGGGUGAUGCCUCUCUUCAACGCUGCCUGAACCACAACCAGGAGAGAAGGAAGUAUUACUCCAGCUUGGAUGAGAGGAGGAGAAACUGAAGAUGGGAGGGGGAUCCAUAUCUCUUUUCAUUCGGGCUCACAUGAGUGUGUGGACAUGACCCCGGUUUGGUGUGACAAGCUGCUCUCAAUGAGUGAGUGGAGGCAGAGUGUUAGUGUUUGGGAGAUGGAUGCUCACUGGCUCUAAUUUCGCCUGCUUCUUGAAAAUCAUCUGGAGACGAGACGAGUGUGUGAUUGGACGCAAACAGGUGCACUCACAGGAAAAGUGUUACCCUCGUGGACGGCGGGUUCGCAACACCACAUUAACCUGUACUGCCUCACCGUCACGCUCAAGUGGACUCAAAGAAGAGACAAACAGCAAUCCUGGUGUCUUAUUGAAAGGUCGAGGAUCAGCCUUAUCAGCCCUUUCCCCAGUGGAUGCCUCCAAACCGCAACCAUGGGAGAAUGGACCAUCCUCGAGCGCCUCUUGGAGGCCGCCGUGCAGCAGCACUCUACUAUGAUAGGAAGGAUCCUGCUGACGGUGGUUGUGAUCUUCCGCAUCCUGAUCGUGGCUAUUGUAGGCGAGACGGUGUAUGAGGACGAGCAGACCAUGUUCAUCUGUAACACCCUGCAGCCGGGCUGCAACCAGGCAUGCUAUGACAAGGCCUUUCCUAUUUCCCACAUUCGCUACUGGGUAUUCCAGAUCAUACUGGUGUGCACGCCCAGCCUGUGCUUCAUCACCUACUCCGUCCACCAGUCGGCCAAACAGAGGGACCGACGCUACUCGUUUCUUUAUCCCAUAAUGGAGCGGGACUACGGGGCAAGGGAUGGUGCGCGAAAGCUCCGCAACAUUAAUGGAAUUUUAGUUCAGCACGGUGGCGACGGUGGCGGAGGGAAGGAAGAACCUGAUUGCUUGGAAGUCAAGGAGAUCCCCAAUGCCCCACGAGGCCUCACGCACAGCAAAAGCUCCAAAGUACGCCGGCAAGAAGGGAUCUCACGGUUUUACAUCAUUCAAGUGGUGUUCAGAAACGCACUGGAGAUUGGAUUUUUGGCCGGCCAAUACUUCCUCUAUGGCUUUAGCGUGCCUGGGAUUUUCGAAUGUGACCGCUACCCGUGUCUGAAGGAGGUGGAGUGCUAUGUGUCCAGGCCCACGGAAAAAACGGUUUUCCUAGUCUUCAUGUUUGCCGUGAGCGGCAUUUGCGUGGUGCUCAACCUGGCCGAGCUCAACCAUCUGGGUUGGCGCAAGAUUAAAGCGGCCAUCAGGGGCGUCCAAGCCCGCAGGAAAUCCAUUUGUGAGAUCAGGAAGAAAGACAUGGCGCAUCUGUCCCAACCGCCCAACCUGGGGCGCACACAGUCCAGUGAGUCAGCCUACGUCUGAUGGUGAUGAGUAGAGGAAGAGGAGUGGGAUGAAUGUGCGAGUGUGAGAAUGAAGUCAUUAUGAUUUGAGUGCAAUGAAGAUAUACCGCAGUGGUCCAACUAGAUGAAUGACUUUCUGUGAUGAUGGAAUGACAACCAAGCGUCCAUCUUGAUCACUUAGAGAACCGAGUCAGAACUCUAAGACUCAUGAUGAGCACAUAUGAAUCUCUUUUUGGAGACUGUCUGCCAUUUUUUACUACGAGCUCCUCAGCCCUCUUGUCUCUCGUAACUGGGAGAGACAAAUCCUCCCAGGGCUGGACAGGGAACAAGCAACUGGGGCUGCUUUGUGUUAUUUGGGGAUACUGCGGGAGAAGAUGGCAGUCUUUUGACGCAUCCCAUGGUGCUUUUCUGGACUAUGUCAGCUUCCCUGAAAAAAGGGACCGGACAGGGAGGAUGAGCGGCUACGGCACGAAAAGAAGGAACGGAAGACCUGUCAGAGGCAGGACAGGA